UACGUACAUAAAGGGCUUGAGUCAGAUAUCGACAACACUCUCGCAAUAACCAUUGCAAUGGCUGAAAUUCAGUGCGUCGUUUUCACGACCUUGCUGCUUUUGAGUGCGCUCACCUGCGUUUCUGGUAAAAUAGGAAAAUGUGAGAAGAUCAAAAUACCAUUGUGCCAAGGCAUUGGCUACAACUUCACUUCCAUGCCAAACAUGUUCAACCACGACACGCAGGAAGAGGCAGCGCUUGAAGUUCAUCAAUUUUGGCCGCUAGUAGAGAUCAAGUGUUCGGCGGACCUGAAGCUCUUCCUCUGUUCCAUGUUUGCUCCAAACUGCCAGCCAAACGUCAAAAAAAGAGUUCCACCAUGUCGUUCGAUUUGUGAAAGGGCAAGAGAUGGUUGUGCACGUUUAAUGCGUCAGUAUGGCUUUUCUUGGCCCAAACGCAUGAGAUGCAAAACGUUUCCUGAACACGGUGGCGAUGAGCCGUGCAUGGAAGGAAAUGGAAUUGUAGCGAACGGAACGUCAACGACAGCUCAUCCUUUAGAGCCUGUUCCUCUAAAGAAAACAACCCCAUUUAAGAAAUGUGAGAAGAUCAAAGUACCUUUGUGUCAGGGCAUCGGCUACAACUUCACCUACAUGCCAAACAUCUUCAACCACGACACACAGGAAGAGGCGGCGCUUGAAGUUCACCAAUUCUGGCCGCUAGUCGAGAUCAAGUGUUCGGCAGACCUGAAGCUCUUUCUGUGCUCCAUUUAUGCUCCUAUAUGUCAGCCGAGCUAUAGGAAAGAAAUUCCCCCAUGUCGAUCGCUUUGCCAGAAAGCAAGGGAAGGUUGUGCCCCUCUUAUGCGCCAGUACGGCUUUUCGUGGCCCAAGCGAAUGAGAUGCGAAAAUUUUCCGAAACUCGGCCAAAAGAUAUGCAUAGGACCAAACAGAAAUUCAGCUAAAGGAUCCGUAACGACACCUUUACCUUCAGUCACUGUAAAGAAAUGUAGAAGGAUAAAAAUACCUUUCUGCCAAGGUAUUGGCUACAACCGUACCUCACUACCAAACAUCAAGGAGGAAGAUGCCGUCUAUUUCCAACAGCUCAGGCCACUAUUUGGAUGCAAGUGUUCUCCAAAUCUGAAGCUCUUUCUUUGCUCUAUGUACGCUCCUGAAUGCCGACCGAAUGUCACAGACCCACUUCCUCCUUGUCGCUCGACUUGCAAACAAGCGAAGAGAGGUUGUGCUCCUUUCAUGCGCCUACAUCACGUUCGCUGGCCAAAGAGAAUGAGAUGCAAAAAUUUUCCAAAAGCUGGCGGCAAGAAGUCGUGCAUAGACCCGAACGGGAUUGUACAUAAGGUUUAUCACGAUUUUGACAAGAAUUACGUACAUAAAGGGCUUGAGUCAGAUAUCAACAACACUCUCACAAUAACCAUUGCAAUGGCUGAAAUUCAGUGCGUCGUUUUCACGACCUUGCUGCUUUUGAGUGCGCUCACCUGCGUUUCUGGUAAAAUAGGAAAAUGUGAGAAGAUCAAAAUACCAUUGUGCCAAGGCAUUGGCUACAACUUCACUUCCAUGCCAAACAUGUUCAACCACGACACGCAGGAAGAGGCAGCGCUUGAAGUUCAUCAAUUUUGGCCGCUAGUAGAGAUCAAGUGUUCGGCGGACCUGAAGCUCUUCCUCUGUUCCAUGUUUGCUCCAAACUGCCAGCCAAACGUCAAAAAAAGAGUUCCACCAUGUCGUUCGAUUUGUGAAAGGGCAAGAGAUGGUUGUGCACGUUUAAUGCGUCAGUAUGGCUUUUCUUGGCCCAAACGCAUGACAUGCAAAACGUUUCCUGAACUCGGUGGCGAUAAGCCGUGCAUGGAAGGAAACGGAAUUGUAGCGAACGGAACGUCAACGACAGCUCAUCCUUUAGAGACUGUUCUUCCAAAGAAAACAACCCCAUUUAAGAAAUGUGAGAAGAUCAAAAUACCUUUGUGUCAGGGCAUCGGCUACAACUUCACCUACAUGCCAAACAUGUUCAACCACGACACACAGGAAGAAGCGGCGCUUGAAGUUCACCAAUUCUGGCCGCUAGUCGAGAUCAAAUGUUCGGCUGACCUGAAGCUCUUCCUGUGCUCCAUUUAUACUCCUAUAUGUCAGUGGAACUAUGGGAAAGAAAUUCCCCCAUGUCGAUCGCUUUGCCAAAAAGCAAGGGAAGGUUGUGCGCCUCUUAUGCGCCAGUACGGCUUUUCGUGGCCCAAGCGAUUGAGAUGCGAAAAUUUUCCGAAACUCGGCCAUAAGAUAUGCAUAGGACCAAACGGAAAUUCAGCCAAAGGAUCCGUAACGACAUCUUUACCUUCAGUCGCUGUUCUUCCAACGAAAACUUUGACCGCUCCAAAGAAAUGUAAAAAGAUAAAAAUACCUUUCUGCCAAGGUAUUGGCUACAACCGUACCUCACUACCAAACAUCAAGGAGGAAGAUGCCGUCUAUUUCCAACAGUUCAGGCCACUAUUUGGAGGCAAGUGUUCUCCAAAUCUGAAGCUCUUUCUUUGCUCCAUGUACGCUCCUGAAUGCCGACCGAAUGUCACAGACCCACUUCCUCCUUGUCGCUCGACUUGCAAACAAGCGAAGAGAGGUUGUGCUCCUUUCAUGCGCUUGCAUCACGUUCGUUGGCCCAAGAGAUUGAGAUGCAAAAAUUUUCCAAAAGCUGGAGGCAAGAAGUCGUGCAUAGACCCGAACGGGAUUGUACAUAAGGGUGCAUAAACAAUACCUCCAUAACAACAUCUGCAGCUACUACCAAACAGAGCGGAGAACCAAAAAGACUGACUUUUAAACCGCAACAUUUGGGCGCCAUUUUCUAAUAUUGGACGUCAUUUAUAUCAUUAAUCAUACAUCGUCAUAUUUUGCGUUAGAUGUGUUAUUUGAAAAAACAAGCCAUACGGUAAUGAUGACGUGGAUUACCGAAAGCUUGCAAUUUUGAAUCUUAAAUUUCAUAAGCAGUUUUAAGCCUUAUUUGAACUUUAAAAUUGAUCGUUCAAGUUCACUUCUACUCUUCUUCUAUUUCUGAGAAAGAUGUGCGCUAGCGGAGAAAAGUAAAUAAAUAUUAAUUUGUAUUGAGGUCAAAGUAAAAGUUAUAUGAAAUAUAAUUUUCAAAUGUGAUGGGAAGGUUGUCUUGUAAAGAUCCCUUCCAUAUAACAGUCAAGUUUUAAUUACCCCAUAAAAAACAAAAAUAUCAGUAAUCUUUGAAAUAAAAGUUAUAUUCAUUGUUUUUCUUGGUCGACCAGUGCACAAAAAUCCAAUUUGUGUGAAAUAAAUA
Molecule: messenger RNA, 3265 nt
Organism: Pocillopora verrucosa
Lineage: Eukaryota; Metazoa; Cnidaria; Anthozoa; Scleractinia; Pocilloporidae
Biological process (GO): non-canonical Wnt signaling pathway; canonical Wnt signaling pathway
Cellular component (GO): plasma membrane
Molecular function (GO): Wnt-protein binding; Wnt receptor activity
Source: RefSeq, a predicted model, not a curated record